Rhopilema esculentum is the source of this 5025-nucleotide messenger RNA. Its product is annotated as 2-(3-amino-3-carboxypropyl)histidine synthase subunit 1. Lineage: Eukaryota; Metazoa; Cnidaria; Scyphozoa; Rhizostomeae; Rhizostomatidae. The record is from RefSeq and is a predicted model, not a curated record. Gene Ontology annotation, molecular function: 2-(3-amino-3-carboxypropyl)histidine synthase activity. Gene Ontology annotation, biological process: protein histidyl modification to diphthamide.
AUGAAUGUUUUUACAGACUCCAUCAACCAGUUUUUGUUGACAGUGACAGGGAACCACAACAAUAAUUUUCAUUCUGAAACGAGGCUAUUCAACAAAAUGUCGGACGACAAAAGCGUGGUAACCGUGAAAGCCGAUUGUAACAGGAAAAGAUUUUCAGGCAAGCCAAAGAAAAUCCUAAAUCAAAUUCCAACUGAGAUUUCCGAAGACCCAAAAAUUAUUGAAGCUAUAAAACUGCUCCCUGAAAACUACAAUUUUGAAAUAAAGAAGACAAUUUGGAAAGUUAGAGAUGCAAAAGCUAAGAGGGUUGCACUACAGUUUCCUGAAGGACUUCUCUUGUUUGCCUGCACUAUUUCGGAUAUUAUUGAACGAUUUACUGAAGCAGAAACCCUCAUAAUGAGUGACGUCACAUAUGGUGCCUGCUGUGUAGAUGAUUUCUCUGCGAGGGCACUUGGUUGUGACUUCAUGGUCCACUAUGGUCAUAGCUGCCUUGUGCCUAUAAACGCGACGGAAGGUAUCAAGAUGCUGUAUGUCUUUGUGGACAUCAAAGUUGAUCUCAGCCACUUCAUAAACACUGUUAAGCAUAACUUUAAUGCAGGGGCUAAAAUCGCAAUGGUUAGCACAGUACAAUUUCUAUCGACCUUACAGGCAGCUCAAAAGGAAUUAGGAGCAGAUUUCGUUGUGGACAUUCCUCAAGUUAAGCCCCUGUCACCGGGAGAAAUCCUCGGCUGUACAUCACCAAAACUAAAAGAUUCUGAAUACAUCGUUUACCUCGGCGAUGGACGGUUUCAUCUCGAAUCAGUUAUGAUACAGAACCCAACAAUACAGGCAUACAAGUAUGAUCCUUACAGCAAAGUCUUUACCAAGGAGUUUUAUGAUCACGAAAUGAUGCUUUCAAUAAGAAGAAAAGCGGUCCAAUUAGCUACAUCUGCCUCAAAGUUCGGUAUUAUCCUUGGCAGCUUGGGCAGGCAAGGCAGCCCCAAAAUUCUAGAAUCGUUGGAAGAAAAGCUCAAGCUGCUUAAUAAAGACUACAUCAUUGUGUUGCUAUCAGAGAUAUUUCCACAAAAGUUAAAGUUAAUGACAGACAUAGAGGCAUGGGUGCAAAUUGCAUGUCCACGACUUUCGAUAGACUGGGGAACUGCAUUUGAGAAACCAUUGCUAACGCCAUAUGAGGUAAUGGUGGCGCUGUCACAAACUGAAUGGCAAGAAGUUUAUCCAAUGGACUUUUAUGCGAACGAAAGUUUAGGGGAUUGGACAGUGAACAAUGAAAGACAUAGACCGAAAAGGCCAAUUAGAAAGCCAAAUGAGGGUGCAAAAUUAGGAAAAAAUAAAGAAACGGUGACAACGUAGCAAUACUUGAAAUCUAAUUCGCCCUGCAUUGGUAUUUUGUAAAAUCUUACGUUAAUUAUAAUUGAACAUUUAUGUAACAACUUCUAGCGUCCACGCGCAAUCAAGCUAACCUGCGUCUAGCAACCUAGGAUUAUUGUACAAAAUAGAGGAUCCAUACCCCCUGAAUGAAACUUCUUUCCACAUGCUAUAUAUGCUACAAGCCUUUCCAAAACAGUGCAGAAAGUUUUUGAGAAGGAAUUUUGGCAAUCACCAAAGAGUUAAUAGCUGUCAUAUUUUCAUUGGUGUCUAACUUCUUGUUUUUUUCUGUCAAUGAUUGUAUUUAAUGAAUGAAAAAUGGUCCACAUGUAUCCGGAUAUAUGCGCCUUUAAAUGAGUUCCCCCUUUAAGCGAGGAAAAAGUAGGAAAGCGGAAAUUGUGGAAUCAACCAAACAGCUCGCGCGCCCAUGUUUAGACGGCGCUUUUCAGACAGAAGUGACUUUAUUUACAUUUGCUUUGUUUAUUACAGAUAGGCUAACUGGAUUAAGUUUUGCAUUUGAUUCUUUGUUAAGUCAUAUUUUAGAAGAACUGUAUAAGUUCGAUUUGAAUUAGCAGCUCCCCGAUUUAAAAGAUAGAUGCUCCCCUUCCUUUUCAAACACGAUGGAGACAAAAGCAAAAUGCAAUAGAAUCGUUUCAAUUUAUUGACUUCCACCGUAGCUUGCUCUUCCAUGGGUGUACAGUUUUGUUUUUAUAACGGGGAGGGAGAAAAAGUUAUAAUUCAUAUAUUUUUGCUUGAAAGUGUAAUGAGUAAAUGUAAUAUACAAUAUAAUUAUGUAUAAUGUGCAAGUGAAUAUAUUUGUCCAGAGAAAUGUAAAGAAACAGCUAAAAUGCACUUCUCUAAAUUCCCAGUUAUGUCUUAUAAUAAAUUGCAAGAUUCUGUACAAGCAGUUUAGAUCUUAAAUUCUUAGCCGAUUCUUAAAGAUCUUCGCAGUGGGAUCAAAGAGAUUGACAAAUGGAAGGUAUGUUUUAGCCGUUAAAAAGAAAGACAUCUAUCGAGUUUUUGAAAAAAAAAAUACAAGCGUGACAUUCAUGCAAUAAGUUUUAUGUACAUUUAUAUUAUGCAAGCAUGUUUCAAUUCCUAAAGUGUUUUUAUGAUGAAGAAAGACAGUAGCAAAACUGAAACUUUCUUGCUCGAUUCUUAUCAAAUUUACACGUUGUGUCGCUUAAGAAUAAUUUAAGAACAUUCUUAGGCUCUGAAUCACAAUUCUUAGUACAGAACUUGAAAAUGGCUUUGAAAAAAGCAAACAUUUUACAACAUAUUAGCUAAAAGCUUUUUAGUUAAUAUGUUGUAAAAUAUUUGCUUUUUUCAAAGCCAUUUUCAAUUUCUUAGUAAUUUUAAGGCUCAGCAGAAUUUAGGUAUUCCUAUGUCAAAUAAAUGCGUAUGAUUUUAUUUCCUUUUUCUUUACUUUCAAGAUUAACCAAUUCUCCUGCACCCCCUCUCCCAUACCUCAUGUUCCUCCCAAUGUACAAUCCCGUUCCCGUAAGAAAUCAACGUGGAGCUGGCAAUUGAACAUGACCACAUAUUUCCGAUCUAUCUAUAAAGAUUUUGAAUUUGGUACGCAGGGUUGUACUUUGGUAUACUAGAGGUAUGCAGGAUAUCGUAAACAAUAGAAAGGGGCAAGAAUAGGUUUUGUUGUGAACCUUUUGUUUCACGCGUUAGAUUUUGUGACAGAAAAUUUUCCAGCUUUUGGUUUUAUUAUUUAUAAGAUACAAACUGAUUAAUAUUACAUUGCUAUACUGCACUCAAAAUCUACGCCCUCUGCUCCUUCCUCCUCCUACCAACAACUCUCUACGACACGUGUUCCUUUUCCUAGGGACCUGGGGCGAGGUCUCUAACAGGUUUACUCUGGUAUUACACAAGAGGAUUGACCCCCCCCCCUCCCCCCAAGCUCCUCUUAGCACUGCUCCAGUUUUGGAAAGGUGCGCAGCAAUGGAUUCCAUUGUUAGAAUUGCCAGAAUACUUUUCGUUUUUGCUAGAGACAAGUUUCAAUAGGCCUGAUUUAUUGAAAAUACUUGGGUUAUCAAGAUGAACUAAAAAUACCCAUUGAUAACCUUUACCUUUCAAAUUGUGACCAUGCUGCUACGUAAAAUUUGCUUAUCAGUUCCAUACGUACAAUGAAACAACUAUUUUGGUUUUUAGGUUUCUGGAAAGUGUCAUACUUUUGGAAUGGUUUUGUAUCAACUCAAUGUAACCCUACGUAGUUCGUGACGUAAGUCCAGAUCUUGGUCAUAUAAACCCUAGACAAGUAUUCAUCUCGGAUAUGUAAAAUGUUAUCAUUUCCGCUUUAAAGAAUGAGAUUUACUUUUCAGGCUACAGUUGGAGACGAAAUCAAUCUGCUUUGUGGGAAUUCGUAAUUACUCAAUAUAGCCUGUUCAUCGUUGGAGGCACUCGUUUCUCUUUUUAAAACAUACAGGGGUACGUACAUAAAAGCAGUCUAACAGUGACUUUUUAUUCGGAAGUAAGGAUGGUGCCAUAAUUACUUUGAAAGCAGUGUGCGUAUGCUAUUAUCUGUAUUAUGUAGGCAAUAUUUAGAUUUGAUUGUUUGUAUUGAACGUCGAAUAAAAAUGUGAUAAGUUGUCUGUUUUCUGACACUGUCAGGUACGUCUUUUUCUUUUCGUGAAAGAAUUUUGUGCUUACUAAAAGAUCAACCUCGAAAAUCAUCUGAUAGCAAUUUUUCACUUGUUAUUAUUGUUUCUUCCUUAAACAUUGUAUAGUCACAUUUGCAUUUACACAAUCUUUGGAAUUUCAUAAAAUUCCUAUAGAAAAAGAUUCAAUCAAACAAAAGCCUUUUGCAAUGAAAAACAUGUACUGGGAAUGAUGAAAUUCCGAACAUGCUUUCCCGAAAGGCGUUACACUUAUCCAGUGUGUUUGUUGAGCAAAAGGCAGAGUAAAUACUAAAUGCCUUUCCCUAAAAGGAAGUCUGCUGUAAAUUGAAUCCUGGAAAAAUGUAUGUUUUUACAAAUCAAUAUUUGGUCAUAAGCACAGGACUCAAACUAAUAACCUUCCACCAUGAAUCCUUUCAGAAUGUGUUCUUUCUUCGGCUACUGAACUCCUGUUUUUACUCCCCAAACUCAAUCAAACCAAAACAAAAUCGCGCGAACAGUGUACUUGAUUACCCAGCAUGCACCGUUUUCAUGAAAGCGCGUAUUCAAUCUUUGGGUUGUAAUGGUAAAAGGACUUUGAGAAAAAGCAGGAAUGAAAUUUAGCAGUCCCUGUGUCAUUGUUCACAAAACAUUAAUGAAACAAUUUUAAGAACCUCACCCGAGCUUGGAUGUAAAAACUUUUCGCCUUGCAACGCGUUUUACCUUAUUUUCGUAUCGCGUAUAUCAUUUAUUUCUUUGGUGUUUAACCCGUAACUCCCUCACAUUGCAUUGAUUGUCAUUAUUGAUUAUAUGGAGACAUUUUAUGUCUUCUCUCUUGAUGUGGUCUUAACUCCUUUGGUCCAUGUAAAGCCCUCGUGUCGCCCCCUUAUUAGUAUAUCGACAGGAAUUUUGAAUAAUAUUUGAAUAUCAUCUUUUUAGACCAACAGUUAAGUAUAGUCACUUUGUCAUGGAUAGUAUCGAAUAUUCUGCAUCAACUGCCAAAGUCUUUUUUAAUUCGUCUGGAAUUUCUCAAGCAAACUACGGACAUGAGAAUCAAAGA